Molecule: messenger RNA, 738 nt
Organism: Periophthalmus magnuspinnatus
Lineage: Eukaryota; Metazoa; Chordata; Actinopteri; Gobiiformes; Gobiidae
Product: cytochrome b-245 chaperone 1 homolog
Exons: 6
Coding region: 154-738 (194 amino acids)
Source: RefSeq, a predicted model, not a curated record
GCGGAAGGAAGCGGCGCCCAUUCAUGACGGUUGUUGCCAAAUCGUCCAGAAAAACAGAAGUGCUUCCUUAUAAUUUACCGUAUGUUCUUUCGUUUAUUAUCGCAUCUAUUUUCUACAUUCUCUUAGAAGAAACACUACUGGGACAAAGUAAAAAUGGGAUAUAUGACAGUGGAGGAACACAGCCCCACCCUGCUACAUCUCAAGAGGGCCCCUGGGAUACGCUCGUGGUCUCUUCUAGUUGGCAUAUCAUCUAUUGGUGUAGCUGCGGCCUACUACAGUUCAGACAGCAUCCUGUGGAAGCUCUUCUACAUCAGCGGCUGUCUAUUUGUGGCGAUGCAGAACAUGGAGGAGUGGGAGGAGGCUGUGUUCGAUAAGACCAAUAACCUAAUUGAGCUCAAGACGUUCAGCUUGUACGCGUAUGUCCUCACACUAUGGAAGAAGGGACAAGAGAAAGUGGUGUUGGACAUGGCGCACUUGCGAGACGUCUGCGUUCAAGAGGAAAGGGUGCGCUACUUGGGGAAAGGCUACCUGCUAAUGCUAAGGCUCGCUACAGGCUUUUCCUACCCCCUCACCCAGAGCGCCAUGCUGAGAGGACGCAGUGACGUGGAGGCAAUAGCAGCUUUACUGAAGAAGUUUGUGGGGCUGGACGAUCUACGCAAGCGAUCACAACAGGAGGAGGAGGAGGACUACGGAGGUGACGAGGAGGAGGACAGCAGCGAAUCAGAGCGAGAACUUUGA